UAGUGUAGGCACAGUGGAAACAGCAUAUUCGAAUACGGCAUCAGAGUUGCUGGUGCGGUGCACUCUAGUGAUCGUGCACGCGGUGUUGUUGGUAUAUUUCACUCAUGAACGUAUUCGUUUUGUGAAACUAGCGCCACUUACUAACUGCGAGUAACUAAACGAUCAAAUUUUUGUCUGGUGGAAACAUCACAUAAGUACUAAAUGACGCGCGUUAAAUUUGUGAACGGAGUACAAUGGUUGUUGCCCGAGUGCGUGACAUCGCAGCUGCAUAGUCUACACUCCCGCGGGGAAACGAGCGGGACACAAGUUUGAAACAACGUGUGUGGUCUGUUUGUUGUCACUCUCAUGUGGUUGUCGCUUUCCUACCGGGCCCUACUCAGCCGCUUCUGGUGUGUUCACCCACGCCCGUACUAGUAAAAGCAGAGUAAAUAAACUGUAAUGUACCUAGAGGUAAGCCAAGGACAAUGGAAACCGGGCGGACAGUUUUGCCUCGGCAGAAGUUCGUGACGGACCCACCCUGCCCACUCUACCAUCUUGUAGUCGCAUUCCGCGCUUCCACAAUGUCACCGUGCGUUAACCCAAUGUUCACAAGCCACCGUCUAUUUCGAGUGCUCCAUCGGCCGUGUGCCGUGACUCGGUGACAAUUUCCAGCAGUGGACGAAUUUCAUCGACCCGCACCCCUCGACGGUACUUCCUCGACUCGUGUGCGAGACGUCCGUGUGCCGUCGCUGGCGUGGCAAUGCGGCUCAGCGGGCCUCGCAAUCUCCACCUGUCGCUGCUUUUGAUGUUCGUUCCCGCACCUAGCGUCUGCGGCGAGUUUCGAUCGCUCGGGAGUUCGCCGGCGGCCUCGAACGAUGCGCGUUUGAAACGGCACGGCAGUGUCGCCGGAGACACCGCUCCUCCAACCCAUGCUAGCCCGACGAACGCUAGUGGCGAUGCUUCUUUGCCUUUUAAUCACGAGCACGGGGCACGUACCGCCUCCUCGGCCGCCGGUGAUGAAUUCCGGCAGCUGGUCACCGACAAAGGUCGUGGCGCCAAGGCCCACGGCGCAAGCCGGCACCACGCGACGCCGCUCGACCACCACGCGUGGCCCAGCGCCGAGCAGUGUGCCAGGCCAGCCAAGUGCGAGCCGCUGAUCAACGCCACCUGCUUCGGGGCUCCCCUGCCCUACAGCCACACCACCGUCGAGUUGGCCAACGACUCGUCAUCGCAGUUCGAGAUACAGGAGCGGCUGGACCUGUGGUAUGGUCUGCGUCAAAUUCCUCGGUGCUGGGCUGUGGUGCAGCCCCUGCUGUGUGCCGUGUACCGCCCCCGCUGUGUGGAUGGCUUGGUCACGCUACCGAGCCACGAGACUUGCCGCCUGGUGCGCGCAUUUUGUCGAAUCACCGCUCUUGACUCUGACCGGUGGCCCUUCUUUCUCCGAUGCCAGCAGGGAGGCACUUUUGCGUCUGGAUGCAAGGACACCAUGCGUGAGAUCAAGUUCAACACGACCAGCCGGUGCCUGGAGCCCCUGGUGGGGACACCGCGCGAAACCAGCUGGUACCCCGAGGUGGAGGGCUGUGGCAUUGGCUGCCGACACCCGCUACUCACCGAGGAUGAGCGCACCAGCAUGCGCACCUUUGUGGGCGUCAUUGUUGCACUCGCCACGGUUGCCUGCCUGUUUGCAGUGCUGACGUUCCUAAUUGGGUGGAGUGAGUCCCGCCAGUACCCAAACGUGAUGGUGUUCUACAUGAACCUGUGCCUGCUGCUGAUGUGCGUUGGCUGGCUGGCACAGUUCCUGCCGGGGGCCCGGGAGGACAUUACUUGCCGCCGAGAUGGGACACUGCGCAGCGGAGAGCCUAGCUCAGGGGAGAACCUGUCGUGUGUGGCCAUCUUCUUCCUCUGUUACUACUUCCUCCUGGCAUCCCUCUGCUGGCUGGUCCUCCUCGCCUAUGCCUGGGAGCACCGGCUGCAGCAGGGUUCUUCUCCCUCCUCCUCACCCCUACAGGCCAAGGCGGCCUACUUCCACCUGGUUGCCUGGAGCGUCCCCUUUGUCCUCUUCAUCAUCGUCAUGGCCCUGGGGCUGGUGGAUGGGGACCCCGUGUCAGGAAUCUGUUUUGUCUCAGCAGCAAAUCCACACGCACGAUCGGCGCUUGUGCUCUUCCCUGUCACAACAGCCUUUUUCGCUGCCAGCUACUUUCUCAUCCGAGAGCUGUACAAGCUUGUUCGUCUGAAAGGUGGCACAGGUGACAUGAUCAACGAUCGGGUGCGAGCCAAGAUCCAGAGCAUGAUCCUGCGCAUUGGCCUGUUCCUGGUGACAGCAGUGCUGCUGGUGUCAUGCACAUAUGUCUGCCACAUCUACGAAUUCCGCAAUCAGCCCAUUUGGGAGAGAAGCCUGCGCAGAUAUGUUGCCUGUCGAGCCAAUGUGGAGACGGCACAGAGCCCUGUGCCAGAGCUUCCUGUGCGUGCGUGCGAGCCAGAUGCCCGUCCCAGCCUGGCCAUGCUGCAACUCCACCUGGUGGCCUUCCUGGGUGCCUGCCUAGCCCUAGCGUCUUGGGUGCUCACCUCAGCCACAGCCACCGCCUGGAGCCACUUCUGGCGCAGAACCAUCCUGCGGCAGCCCUCACAGGAUGCUCCACGAGUGCAACGACACAAGCUGGUAGCAGAGGCAUUCUCUCGCCGGCAUGAGCUGAAUCGGGGCCAGGGCUCAAUCAGCUUUCACAGUGUACACGACGACCCAGUUGGAAUGAACCUGGACAUGAACAGCGUGACAUCGCAAGACCUGUCAUCUACUUGGGCUGCAGCACUUCCAGGAUUUCUGCACCGUCGAGGUGCUGUUGCAGGGCCAACUGCAAUUCCACCAGUUCGCCGUUACUCAUCCACUUCUGAUGUGAGCCGGCAGCUGUCGUUGAGUGUGCGGCGGCAGUCUCUUGACUCGCAGAUGAGCUACCAGGUGGCAGCAGAGCAGCAAUGGCUUGCAGCACAACGAGCUAUUGCACGCCAUCAACGCCGGAAGACACGACGUGAGCGUGAACGACUCUUGCACAUGGCAGCUCUGCACCGACCCUCGCCUUUUCCACACUCGGCACCCAUCAGGCGUGGCAGCGACUCGUCAAUGCAAAGCCUGGUGGCCGCAGCAACAUCGUCGCUUCAACGCGGCCUGCACGGUGCAUCGACUAUUUCCAAACCAGCGUCAGUGGCUCGGGCCACAAGCACCGGAGACCUAAACCCUGGCAGUGUGCUCUCACAAAACCAUUUGUCUCUGCUGAGGCCAUCUGUCGUCACACAGAGGCGCAAUGAGCUACUAAUCAACCCACCAUUCACCCAUGGCAUGUCUGAAUCGGGGUCUACACGCAUGUCUAUGCGGAAUAGUAUCACUGCACCAUCUAACACUGCGGAAAGCAUCAACUCUUCAACUGUGGCAGCAAAUGGGACUUCUGCCACAGCUCAGACAAGCCAACCCAACCCAGCAGCUCCUCAGAUGCCUGGCAUUCUUCCGGGCUACCCUGCUCUGGCUGCAGCCAAUCCUUACGCCGCCUACUUGAGCUAUCUGAAUGGCCUCCGCUUGCCGGGACACCCUCCACCCGAAGCCACCCUGCCACCUUUUGGCUAUCCCGCGCCAUUUGGCUACCCAGGCUUUCCUUUCUACCCUCCCAGUCUCUACCCCUAUGGUCAGGGCUUUGCAUCGUACCCUGAACUGGAUCCUGCACAUGUGCCGCUCAUUCCACUGCAUCCAAUGCCAGACAGUUCCAGCGAGACUGGCUUCAUACCAAUCAUAACAUCAGAUUCAGACUUCACGGAUGCUGGCAUACGCAGUCCUCGCAUGCUGUCAGCUCAGCGCGCAGUGGAAGAGCGUGAGAGGGUGCUUGCAGCAGCAGCAAUGGCUUCGCCAUCACGACCUCAAACGCACCAGGAGACGCAGACUGAACGGAAACAGGAGACUCUCCUGACACCAACUCCCUUGAGGAAGGCACAGGGUGACAGGCCAGCUGCCAUGCAACAACAGCCAGAGACAAUCGAGAUGCGGGAAAUCAAGUCUGGCCAGUCAAGGUGGUCAAAUGCAUCGGUGCUGUCCAAGGCGAGAGUAUCCAAAUCUCCACCUGGACAACAGCAACAGCCAAAGCUCUCGUCACAGGCAUCAAAGACUAACACGCCGUUGCACAGGUUCAGUUCUGUGUCGCCACCUGUGACUCAGUCGCCGUCUGCAUUGUCACCUCUGGUCCAGCAGCAGAGAGAGAGUGUGUCACCAAGAUGUUGUGAAGACUACCAAGCCGUUGCCCUCCAUGACCCUUGUGGUAGUAACAAUACUCAACACAGCAACCUUAACACUCAAGUGUCAUGGCCUCCCUGCCAUCAACAGGUACAUCAAGGGCUCCAGCAUUGUUCGUGUCCACUGUACGGUCCUGAGGUGCUGUUGCACGCUCCAUCACAUGCAUCAUCAUACCUGCACGGGUCCAACAGUGGCUACCAGCAAGGAGCUCUGUGCAUGGACCAGUACUGUACCGGACUAGCAUCCGGAAGCACUGAGCCCAACACUUUAGACUCAACCACAUCGGGCCACUCAAAUUCAGAUGGUCCACACAGCUGUCACACGUACCUCUUUGCGCCUGUGGAAAGCAACGGUGCAGAAGACGAGCUGCAGAGCUUCAGUGGAAAUGGCGGUACAGCACAAUGUACGGAACAGUGCCACACAGCUGUCGCACAACCACAGGAGAAGUUCACCAGUGACCAUCUUGCAACACCACCACCUUUUCCGCAUCCUCCUUUCAGUGGAUGUUGUGAGGGUCCAUCUUCAGCACAACAACAGAAUCUCGGACCGCAGGGACUGACAGAGCCAGGGUUUGUGUCUAGGUGACUUUUUGAUUGUGCCAGACUCUGCCUGCCCAUAUUUUGUUGCAUCUUCACAGAUUUAUCGUGUCUUCGUUCCUGCCAGCUCAAGAAGGAAAACAGUUGUCAGUGCUGUGCAGCUUCAAGAACAGUGGCUGCCAUGUGGUUACCAGACACACGUUGAUUGUUGUGUAGUUAUAAAUUUACUGUGACAUUGGUGGCUUUACAUACUGUGCCUUCUGUUGAACACCAUAAAAUAUACCCGACAAAGAGUUGCAAUGCAGUUUAAUUUUUGUUACAAUGACUUGCAUUUUUAUUCAGACAGCUUGAGAAAAUAGGUAUACAGUAAAACCCUGUUACUAUGAA
Molecule: messenger RNA, 5172 nt
Organism: Dermacentor andersoni
Lineage: Eukaryota; Metazoa; Arthropoda; Arachnida; Ixodida; Ixodidae
Gene: smo
Product: smoothened, frizzled class receptor
Biological process (GO): commissural neuron axon guidance; central nervous system development; smoothened signaling pathway
Cellular component (GO): dendrite; plasma membrane; cilium
Molecular function (GO): transmembrane signaling receptor activity; patched binding
Source: RefSeq, a predicted model, not a curated record